AUGAAAUCCAGUGGUGAUCCGUUGAAUAUGACUGUCGUUUCGGGGCUGUUUGAUGCUACCGUUGUCGAUGCUCCUUCGAAAGGCAACCCUCCGGAACCGAUUUUCUCCGAUUACCUCGAGAUGACUUCACUGGUCCUCAUGUUUAUCAUCGGAGCUCCAUUGAACCUAGCAGCCUAUACUCAGUUGGCGGAGAGGCCGAUGACAAGUCGAUUGGAUCUGCUCAAACGACAUCUGAACUAUACUGACUUAUUGGUGAUCUUCAUUUAUGUGCCAUCAAGAGCAUGUUGGCUGCUCACCUACGACUGGCGAGGAGGAGAUCUUUUGUGCCGGGUUGUGAAAAUGAUGCACACAGUGGCUUUCCAGGUGAGGCUUUUACCCCAUUAUUUAUUGCCCCUCAACAGCCGACAUUCGUUCCUAUCGAUCAUAGCGUUCGCACAAUGCUCGCUAAUUGAUUAUUCGAGAGAAAUCACGCGAAACUCGGAAAAUUGA
Molecule: messenger RNA, 489 nt
Organism: Cooperia oncophora
Lineage: Eukaryota; Metazoa; Nematoda; Chromadorea; Rhabditida; Trichostrongylidae
Source: the annotation of a GenBank genome assembly